AUGUCUCUAGCUGCACUAUUAAAUGAUCGAGAUGAAGACAUAAUCCCUAUCAACAAGUCUUCAACUACUGACAUUACUGCCAACUCCUCAACUAAUGGUUUUUCAAAUAAUGAUUCGUUAACUGAUAAUGUCAAAAAUAGGACAGAUAAUGACCGGAAAUUGAAAUACUUGAACAAACUAAAUGACCAAUUCAACAGAUACAGGUUUAGAGACAAUCUGGAAUGGCUGUACCAGGACUGGAAGUUCCUAAACUUACAAGAAUUCGAGCUGAUCAACGAGUGGAACUAUCUUAAUUUGAAAGACUUGAACAAAAACAGAAUCCUGUUGUUGUCUGACAAGGAUGAUCAUCCAUCAACAGAGGCAGCCGAUGAAUAUUAUACAAGUCUGAAUUCUAAUUGGGAAAAGUAUCUGGUCUAUAAAGACACUAGGUAUCAGGCUAUACUCAGGUCUAUCUCCAGUAAAAAUAACGAUAAACUAAGUCUUGUGGAAAAGAAUGACAGUACUAUGGAGUAUAAAAAACAAAAUAUAGGAAUAGAGCACAAAAAGAAUAGUAUUCAAGGUGAGAAUAAAAAUGGGAAUGAAAACAAAAAUGAGAACGAAAAAGAGAAUGAGAAUGAGAAUGAAAAUGAGAAUGAGAAUGAAAAUGAAAAUGAGAAUGAUAUUGAUAUUGAUAUUGAGAAUGAGAAUGAAGAAGAUAAUACAAUAGGUGAACACGAUGAUGAGGAAGAAGAGGAUAUGGAAGAAGUGGACGAUGAAGAUAUUGACGAUCUUGACGAUCUCGAUGAAGAACAAUUCGAAGAUAUCUAUAAUGAAGACGAUAAAGACCAAGAUUUUACUAUCGGCUAUCAAAGAAAAACUAAAAGAAAUCCACGUUUACAAAGAUCGCAAAACCAAAUGGAUUAUAACCCAAUUGACAUCGAUAUUCAUUCCGAUCAUAAAUUUAUUGUCAAGGAAUUAGAAAGAUUAUAUAAAAAGCAUAAAGGUCAAAGAACCAAAAAAAGAAGAUUUACAAAUAUUUUCAUUAAUGAUUAUCAGAAUAAUAGUGAUAGUAAUAGUAAUGAUGAUGAUAAUAAUAAUCAACUAACUUUAGAAAUUAGAAUCACCUUAAAACAAAAUCAUUCAAAAAAAUUAAGAAGAUUAAUUAAUGAGGAUAGAAGAAGACAGGAAAAGUUAUUAAAGGAAAAAUUAUUGAAGGAAAAAUUAGAGAAUGAUCUUUUAUUAAAAAAAUCAAACAGCAGUAACAACAAUAAUAAUAAUAAUAAUAAAUCUUCCUCGAAUUCAACUAACCCUAAUAGCAGUGCCUCAAAUACACCAACAACUUCUCCUUCAAAGAAAAGACGGAAACUAAAUCCAUCAACAACUAAUAUACCAGAUUCAAACGAAAAUAAUCAAUCUUCAAUAGACAAGAAGAAAUCGGCAAAUAAUGAUAUGGAUAAUAAUAACAAUAAUAAUAAUGUACAAAGUGUUAAUAAAAGGAAAACUCACGAUUUACCUACCUACGGGAUUAAAAUGUCCGCAAGAGAAGCAAGAGCUAUUCAACGUCAUUAUGAUAACACUUAUAUCACAAUUUGGAAGGAUAUGGCACGUAAAGACUCUAAUAGAAUGUUAAGAUUAUAUCAGCAGAUUCAAUCUGUUAGAUCAACUAAUUUUAAAAAGACUUCAUCUUUAUGUGCAAGAGAAGCUAAAAAAUGGCAAACAAGAAAUUUUAAACAAGUUAAAGAUUUGCAGACAAAAGCAAGAAGAGGUAUAAGAGAAAUGUCGAAUUUCUGGAAGAGGAACGAACGUGAAGAACGUGAAAUUAAGAAAAGAGCUGAAAAGAUUGCAUUGGAGCAAGCCAAGAGAGAAGAAGAAGAAAGAGAAAAUAAAAGACAAGCUAAAAAAUUAAAUUUCUUAUUAACACAAACGGAAUUAUACUCACAUUUCAUCGGAAGAAAGAUUAAAACAAGCGAGAUUGAAGGUAAUGAAUCUGCAAGUACUACUAUAAAUAAGAUUGGUGAUACAAGCGGUGAACAUGGUGAGAUUGAUUUAGAAAGAACUAGUGCUAAUAGAACAAGCAUGCAUGAUAUCGAUUUUGAUAAUGAAGAUGAUGAACAAUUGAGGCAAAAGGCUGCAGAGAAUGCGUCCAGUGUUAUUGCACAAAAUAGAGCUAAGGCAAAAGAAUUUGAUAGUAAAACAACAAGAGAUCUUGAAAACAGUAAUAACUACAAUGAAGAUAAUGAUAAUGAAGAUGGUGAUGGUGAUGGUGAAUUGAAUUUCCAAAAUCCAACUUCUUUAGGAGAUAUCACAUUAGAACAACCAAAACUGCUAGCAUGUACUCUGAAGGAAUAUCAAUUAAAGGGUUUGAAUUGGUUAGCAAAUCUGUAUGAUCAAGGUAUUAAUGGUAUUUUAGCAGACGAGAUGGGUUUAGGUAAAACAGUUCAAUCCAUAUCAGUUUUGGCUCAUCUUGCAGAACAUUAUAAUAUAUGGGGUCCAUUCUUGGUUGUUACACCUGCUUCGACUUUACAUAAUUGGGUUAAUGAAAUUAAUAAAUUCGUCCCAGAUUUCAAGAUUUUACCAUACUGGGGGAAUGCAAAUGAUAGAAAAAUUUUAAGAAAGUUCUGGGACAGAAAAAACCUUAGAUAUAAUAAGGAUUCACCCUUCCAUGUCAUGAUUACGUCUUAUCAAAUGGUGGUUUCAGAUGUUACAUACUUACAAAAGAUGAGAUGGCAAUAUAUGAUCCUAGAUGAAGCACAAGCUAUCAAGUCCUCUCAAUCAUCACGUUGGAAGAAUUUGUUAAGCUUUCACUGUCGUAACCGUCUUUUAUUAACUGGUACUCCAAUUCAAAAUAAUAUGCAAGAAUUGUGGGCUCUUUUGCAUUUCAUUAUGCCUACUUUGUUCGACUCACAUGAUGAAUUUAGUGAAUGGUUUUCUAAAGAUAUUGAAUCGCAUGCAGAGGGUAAUGGACAAUUAAAUCAACAGCAAGUUAGAAGAUUACACAUGAUUUUAAAACCGUUUAUGUUAAGACGUGUUAAAAAGAACGUUCAAUCAGAAUUAGGUGAUAAGAUUGAAAUUGAUGUUUUAUGUGAUUUAACACAAAGACAAAAGAAAUUGUAUCAAGUAUUAAAAUCUCAGUUGUCUUCGAAUUAUGAUGAUAUCGAAAAUGCAGCUGGUUCAGAUGAGAACAAUAGUGAUCAAAGUUUGAUUAACGCUGUUAUGCAGUUCAGAAAAGUGUGUAAUCACCCAGAUUUAUUUGAAAGAGCUGAUGUUGAGUCACCAUUCUCCUUUGCUACAUUUGGUAAGACAGGUAGAAUAACAAAGGGUUCUUCCAAUCUUGGUGGAGCAAGCACCAUCAAUAAUAAUAGUAUGGUAAAUGUGGCCACAACUGAUAGUUCUGCCAAUAGCGGAUUAGUGUCUAAUCAUUUAUUAACGAAUCUAACAGAUGUUGUUUAUUCUUCUCGCAAUCCUAUUACAUACCACUUGCCAAGAUUAAUAUACAAUGAACUAUUACUACCUCAAUACAAAAAUUCUUUGUCAACAUUCAAUAAGAUUGUGAAUCACAUGAUGAACAUUUAUCUACCUAUUAAUAACAGAGGAUUAAAUGCAUACUUAUACAGAAUAUCAGGUUAUAAUGGUAAUGACAUAGCAGGUAUCCAUAGUGAUUUUCUAAUAACAAGGUUGAUUAAGAAUAAAAAGAGACAUUUGGAACCAAUAACUCGAUUUGAAAGGAGCUUAAUUGUUACAGGGAGAAGUAAGGAAAUUACUGAAUUGGCUAGAACUACUACUAAGGGUGUGUUGAAUUCAUUGUUAAAUAUUAAAAGGCACUAUUAUGAAGAAAACUAUUUUGAAUCUUUAAAUAGAGGGUACCAUGAUGGUGCCGCUGCUCCUCCGAUUACUAUUGAAGUUUUGGGAUCUAGUAAUUUUUCAAAUAAGAUUCAUAGAGAACUAUUCGAGCCUGUUGUUUCUCAAGCAUUUAGUGAUAUUCCUUCAAUUACUCAAUACAAUAUGCACGUAAAGAGGAAUAUCCCAAUAGAAAAUUUCCCAGUAACAGGCUUAUAUCCAGCCCCACUGAACAAGAAGUUCUCCUCGAAUAUCUUUAUGCCUUCGAUGGAUAGGUUUAUUACUGAUUCUGCUAAAUUGAAAAAGUUGGAUGAAAUGUUACCAAUAUUGAAAGCAGAAGGACAUAGAGUAUUAAUCUAUUUCCAAAUGACAAAAAUGAUGGAUUUAAUGGAAGAAUACUUGACAUACAAACAAUAUAAUCAUAUUAGACUGGAUGGUUCAUCUAAGUUAGAAGAUCGUCGUGAUUUAGUACAUGAUUGGCAAACAAAACCUGAAAUUUUUAUCUUUUUGUUAAGCACAAGAGCCGGUGGUUUGGGUAUCAAUCUAACUGCUGCAGAUACUGUUAUAUUUUAUGAUUCUGAUUGGAAUCCAACAAUCGAUUCACAAGCUAUGGAUAGAGCACAUAGAUUGGGUCAAACUAGACAAGUCACAGUUUAUAGAUUAUUGGUUAAAGGUACUAUUGAAGAAAGAAUGAGAGAUAGAGCUAAACAAAAGGAACAAGUUCAACAGGUUGUCAUGGAAGGUAAAACACAAGGUCGUCAUGUUAAAACCAUUGAUGCAUCUGCAAAUAUAGGAGAGAAAACUAAUUAG
Molecule: messenger RNA, 4626 nt
Organism: Arxiozyma heterogenica
Lineage: Eukaryota; Fungi; Ascomycota; Saccharomycetes; Saccharomycetales; Saccharomycetaceae
Gene: INO80
Product: chromatin-remodeling ATPase INO80
Exons: 1
Coding region: 1-4626 (1541 amino acids)
Biological process (GO): DNA-templated transcription; chromatin remodeling; DNA repair
Cellular component (GO): nucleus; Ino80 complex
Molecular function (GO): ATP-dependent chromatin remodeler activity; DNA binding; histone binding
Source: RefSeq, a predicted model, not a curated record